AUGGCCGACGCCGCGCGUCCAGGCAAAGAAACAUUUCACCAAACCCUCCAAACCAGCCUCAACACAUGGGCUUCCUACCUCCCCACAACUCCCCAAACCCACCAACUCCCCCGACAAGCUAUUGACCUGGAGUCUCUCGCGCAUCAAACCCCAACUUCUUCUACUUCCGCUGACAGCUGUGCCCUCCCGCCGAGGAUCUUAUCCAAGCAGUCUAUUCUAAACGUUAACAGGAAAGUAAGCGUUGAAUUGUUAGAAGACGCCCCGUUUGCGAACUGGCCGGGGGUGGAAGGGCUUGAAGGCUACGAUUGGGGGAAUUACCUGGUUGUGCUUUAUCUCGCGUGGGCUUAUGUCUUGUCUGCAAGGUGGGUUGAGGUUCUUGGCUGCUCUACGGAUCAUGAGUUUCGGAUGAAAUAUGUGGUGCAGGAGGGGUCGCCGAGUGAGCAACGACCAAUGUCUAUGGUUGAAGUUGAUGUCGGUGACGAUGCAGACGAGGAAGAAAUCACCUGGUGGCGCGCUGUUCUGUCUAAGGAUGCAGGGUUGGGCUUGAUCCAGACACAGACGACGAAGGAGUUCAAGUCACACUCGAACCCACACCCACCUGGCUCAGCAACGGCUCUCAAAUAUCUCUUUCGCUUCUGUGUGUAUCAUCGCCUGUACGCGCAGUGCUCUGUCGCGCUAGCCGGGGCAAUCUAUAUCCCGUCUCUGGGGGGACGAACUGCUUACCUUCCGUUUCCUAAACACGUUCUCCCGCCAGAGAUCAAGGAGGAUGAUGGUGACGCUAUUCCAAACCUUCUUAACCGACACGGCGAGCUACUCCCCCAGUACAUGACACUGAGUUUCAAUGUCUGGGGACUUCGCUCCAUCCUACACAGCACGUUCUUCAAUGCUGACAUCGAGUGUAAUCUUGUCAGCGCGUGGCUGAAUCCGGCUUUUGCCGUUAUUGAUUCAAUCUCUUCAAGGGAAGAUUCAAAAUCUUCCCAAGAAGUUGCAUUAGCCAUCCUAUUGACAAACCGACAUCACCGCAUCGGCAUCCUCUGGCUCGGUGCGAUCUUCACAGAUCUGGCAAGAUCUGUCCUGCGCGAUGUGAAGGCUGGAAUGACAGCGGUGGAUCUUCCGGCUUCUGCUUGGGUUGGGGAAGCGCAGACGUUUUUGACUGCAAAGGUUGGGGCUAGCACUGGAGACUCAAUAUCGAUUCCCCGCGAUGACGAGUGUAGGCUGCUCUUCCUAACAGGCUCCGAAGGCCACGACUGGCCUCCCGUCUGGACCUGGAAGCCGUUUGGCACUACGGAACUCUGCGAUACGGAACUUAUGGUUCGAAAACAUGCCCGGUGUGCUUCCCACGGUCUGGAAUAUGAAUCUUGGGAAUGGUUGACCAACAAAGAUGAUAAUGAUAAUAAUAGUCUAAUCCACCGGGUAGAAAAGAAUCCUAACAGAGCCCAGAACCGAGCAGCAUGGCCAAUAUCCCAAGACAAACCACCACCACCAGCCACGCUCGACGACUAUCAACACUCUGACCUCUUCUCACAAUCCCUCUCCGGAUCGGCCACACGUGGGAUAUUCAGCUGGCUGCGCUCAACAGGUUACCCACUCAGCGAAAGGCCCAUAUACCAGCACUCCUGGAUAGAUCUAGAAGACACCGACGAAGAAGAGCCUGAGCCUGAUGACGCUGAUUCAAACGUGGACGCCCAGCAGAGUACAAAGAAGGUGCAUGUGCAUGUUGGGGAUUGGCUUGAGGGGGUUGAAUAGCAUAGCGCUUUGCAUGAUUCAGCGCGUGCGAUUGAUGUACUCUUGAAAGCAAAUCCAUUCA
This is a messenger RNA of Aspergillus candidus, 1807 nucleotides long. RefSeq lists its product as uncharacterized. Lineage: Eukaryota; Fungi; Ascomycota; Eurotiomycetes; Eurotiales; Aspergillaceae. The record is from RefSeq and is a predicted model, not a curated record. Bases 1 to 1746 code for a protein of 581 amino acids. The transcript is spliced from 3 exons.